Molecule: messenger RNA, 807 nt
Organism: Physella acuta
Lineage: Eukaryota; Metazoa; Mollusca; Gastropoda; Physidae
Molecular function (GO): scavenger receptor activity
Source: RefSeq, a predicted model, not a curated record
AUGACCAGUCGCCUUGAUUCACUAACAUGCGUCAGGUACCCAUCAGAGUGGGAUGGACUCAAGGACUUUGCCGUAAUUUCAACCCCAGACUUUCCAGUAUUUCUACAGCAUCAAAACUCAGUUCAGCAGCAAUACUGUAAUGCAACAUAUUAUGGAGUGCACUGUGCAAGUAAAUGUAGCACCAACUGCACAGAUAAGUUAUGUAACAACGUUAAUGGUUCUUGUCUCAACUGCAUCGCUGGAAAGCAAGGGGAAUUUUGUGAUACAGACUGCGAUGCAGGCCAUUAUGGUCACAGAUGUUUAAACAAAUGCUCUUCACUGUGUCUUGAUUCAAAAUGUGACGCUGUUAGUGGACACUGUUUCAGAUGUGAAGAUAAUGCUACUGGGAAAUUUUGUGAAAAAGAAAAUGUCAAUGGAUACAACGAUGGAUAUAACGAUGGAUACAACAAAGGAUUAGGACACGGUGUGGGUAUCGGCAUUGGCGUCAUGUGUAUCAUUGUUCUGAUCGUUAUGGCUGUUGCUUGUGUUAUCCGCAGAUACAAAGGAAAUAAAAGUGAAGAAAGUAAAAAAAGAAACGACAUAUAUGACCAGCCUGUCGAAUUACAACAUACAAAUUCAUCAGCUAGUUCAAUUACAGAACCAGAAAAACGAACAAUGUAUAACAAUACCGAUGAUCCAAAGGAUGGAACUAAUAAAGAAAACAACAGCAAAGAUUCUACGUAUAAUACAUUAAAUGAUGAGUACAAUGAUGUAUCAAGAUAUAUGUCAUUUUCAUCUACAUAAGUCGAACAUACUUGGGUCCACUAC